AUGAAGUUAGUCAUUCCUAAUAUAAUUUGGCAUGGAGAUAAAGAACGAAUAAUGGCAAUUGCAAUUCAUCCAACAUAGAAUUUAUUAUUGACAGGAGGUUCAGAUUCUAAAAUAGCUGAAAAAGAUAACCUAAUUGAAGAUGUUGGAGUGAUUAAAAUGUGGACAAUAUUAGAAAAUUCAACUAAAAUGGUUGAAUUUGCUGGAGCAAUUAAUGCUGGUCAUGAAUAAACUGUUAAUUGUUUAAAAUUCUCACCAAAUGGUAAAAAUUUUGCAUCUGGUUCUGAUGAUUAUAAAAUAAUUAUUUGGAACUAAUAAGUUAGAUAAACAUUUGGUUAAUCUGAACCUAGAUUAUAAUGGUGGCCAUUUUCAAUAUUAACUGGACAUUGCAAAGAAAUCUAUGAUCUAUAAUGGUCAAAAAAUGGUGAAAUUUUAGUAUCAGGUGGACUAGAUAAAUAUGUAAUUGUUUGGAAUGUUAAGAAAUAAAAAUAAUUAUAAACAUUAGAUGGACAUACAGCAUAUGUUUAAGGAAUUACAAUUGAUCCAAGACUUAAAUCUAUAGUAUCAUUAAGUCAGGAUAGAACAGCAAGAGUAUGGAAAGUAUUAAAAGCAUAAAAAAAAAAUAUAAAUAGUUUACAAUUUUAUCCAUAACAUGUUGUCAGAAAAUUAGAAAAUGCCUAAAAAACAGAUAUAUAAUAAUAAACAUCAUAAGAAUAAUAAUAAUAAUAAAAUGAAGAGAAAAAAUAAAAUGGAAUAUUUUUAGGUGAAACUAGUUUAUUCACUUUUGUAAGAAGACCAGAUUGGAGUCCUGAUGGUUCAUUUUAUAUUUUGCCUGCUGCUGAAUUCUGGGUUGAUAAUAAACCUAUUAUGGGUGCUUAUGGAUUUUUAAGAUAAUCUCCUUAAGUUCCAUGUUUCUUUUUACCAACCAAAACUCCUGCCUUAGUUAUAAGAUUUUGCUCUAAAUACUUUAAUAGAAAUUAAGAUAUUUAAUAACCAUUGAUAGAUUUACCAUAUAAAAUGAUUUUUGCAAUAGGAACAAUUGAUUCCUUAUUACUUUAUUCAACAGAUAGUCCAACUCCUUUAGCUAUUUUUGGAAAUCUUCAUUAUGCCUCAAUAACUGAUAUUUGUUUUAAAGGUAUCAUAAAUAUUUAUUAUUAAAGGGUCUAGCUUGAUUGCUGUAAGUUCAUGUGAUGGCUUUUGUUCUUUUGUAUAAAUUGAGGAGGGAUACUUUGGUUAAGAAGUUCCAAUUGAAUGUAAAAUCUUAUAUUAAAAUUAGAAUUACCUGAGUAUAUUAGAGUGUUAUAUAAUAAUGAUAAAAUAGAGGAAGAGGAAGUUCCAAAGAAAAAUGAAGAAUCUAAAACAUAAGAUAUAGUAACUGAAUAAAGAGUUGAAUAUAAAGAGACUUAAGAUGGAAAAAAGAAAAAAGUUAUUAUACCUAAAACGUUGUAGAUAAAUUAAUAGAAUUAGAUAUGA
Molecule: messenger RNA, 1470 nt
Organism: Paramecium primaurelia
Lineage: Eukaryota; Ciliophora; Oligohymenophorea; Peniculida; Parameciidae
Source: the annotation of a GenBank genome assembly